Messenger RNA from Cyphomyrmex costatus, 735 nucleotides. RefSeq lists its product as uncharacterized. The record is from RefSeq and is a predicted model, not a curated record. The transcript is spliced from 4 exons. NCBI's taxonomy places the organism in Eukaryota, Metazoa, Arthropoda, Insecta, Hymenoptera, Formicidae. The coding region runs from base 1 to 735 and encodes 244 amino acids.
AUGCCAAGAAAUAUUAAUCAAUAUUGGCAACUGCAGGAGCAAGAAUUGAUUGUGAUAAUUAUUAUGCUCCUUGCAAGUAAUACCAACAAGAGAAUUUGGAUGCAUCGAUGGAUAGCAAGAAGAAAGGAGAAAGGAUUACAUCAUAACCUUUUCUUAGAACUCAGUCUAGAAGAUCCCAACAGAUUCAGGAGGUGUUUACGUAUGAACACAGAAACUUUUGAAGAACUUUUAGAGAAGGUUUCUCCACUCAUUGAAAAGAAGAAUACACAUUUGAGAGAAAGUAUUCCAGCAGCAGAAAGACUUUCUUUAACUUUGCGGCAUUUGGCUACAGGAGAGUCACAGGAAUCCUUGUCAUUAACUUUUAGAAUAGGUCAAAGCACAAUAUCUGGCAUCAUAAAAGAAGUAUGUCGAGCUAUCGUUACUGUAUUGAAGGAAGAAUAUUUAAAAGCUCCUUCUUCUGAAAUGGAGUGGCAAGAAAUUGCACGAAAUUUUGGUGAACUGUGGCAGUUUGAAAAUUGUAUAGGUGCAAUUGACGGGAAACACUGUAGAAUUGACCCGCCACUAAGAUCAGGAUCACUUUAUUAUUGUUACAAGGACUUCUUCAGUAUUGUUUUAAUGGCAGUUGUCGAUGCUCACUUACGCUUUAUAUACGUUGAUAUUGGGACAAAUGGACGAAUAAGUGAUUCGGGUGUAUGGAAUAAAUGUACUCUCAAGGUGAUGAAGGUUUUCCUUUAA